AUGGCAGGCUUGGAAGCAGCAGGAGUUGUAAUUUCAGUAUUUUUCUUUUGUUUCACAAUAGGAACAGUUUAUUUGAUGAUUCGCUUACUCCCCCCCUCCAAGAGUGAGCAAAAUCAUGAGAAAAAUCCAUAUUUUUUUAACAGAAAAAAAAAAUUUAUGAAAAAAAAAUUGAUAUAUAAGUAAAUUUUAUAAAUUAAAUUAAUAUUUGCUUUCCGAUUUUUGCGAAUUAGGAUUUUUUAAAAUUUCAAAACAAAUUAAUCCCCGUGAGCGAACAAAAUUUUUUAUUCACUCUCGGAGGGGGCGAAGUAGCAAAAAUUCUGAGAAAUGUAUUUUAUAACAACAGAUCCAAUUUUGAAGUCGCGCGGGAAAUCCCCAUUCAUCCUAAUUUAUCUUUUAAAAAGGUAUGCAAAAGACUUAUUCCAAUUUAUGCUAUAUUUACAUACAGACAAGUGCAGUACGAAAUUCCACCUUCUGGUGGUUUAUUUUUGCUAUCUUGUUAUUUGGUCAGCUUGUGAGGAUUUAACAUAAUUUUCACAACUUAUAAUUCAGAUUUGUCUUAUGGGAAUGCUGUAAUCUGUGCUCUUCUGUCUACAGGAGUCUCUUUGAUCCUCUCAUCUAUAAUUCACUCAUCAUAUAUAGCAAGUUUUAACCAGACCUCAUGAGAUUUAAAUACAAUUCAAAAUGAAAAUCCUAGAGAUCAUUCAACUAUUCUUGAAACAAGACUUAAUACAAAUAUUGCAGGCUAUGGAGAAAAUAUGCUUAAAAAGAUUAGGAAACUUGAAAAAAGUAUUCUAAUUAUAAUUAUGCUGACUGUGCUCUUUAUUUUUUGGGCGAUUUAUGUAACUGGAACUGGAAUUGAAAGCUCACUUGAAGGAGCAAUAAUACAAUGCUUGGUAGGCUUGGCUUUAGAUAUCCCUAUUAGAAUUACUGCAUGCCUAGUUGUGAGCUAUUUAAAACUCAUGCAUAGUUAUGAAAUUUCUUAUUUACCUCUGCAUGCUCCUAUUACUCCACAAACCUUGAAAUUUUAUACAAAAUCUCAGUAUAAUCAUCCAAUUGAGCCUGAGUCCUGUCAAAUGGCAGGCAACUCUUUUAAAGACCAGUCCCAGAACCUCUGCAUAGAUAAUACUUUUGGUUUUCCAAUAAACCAUGAGUCUGAGCUGCAUAAUUCAAUAGAUUUUCCGAGUCUUGAUAGAAAAAUCAGAGACCUUGAGCUCUUGCAGAAUUUUGAUGCGUCUAUUUCUAAAAUUGGCUAUGAAGAUGACCCAGACCCUGAGUUUGAGCCAGACGUUUUGCCUGAGCCUGAUUUUAAGGUGAAAGAAUUUUGUGAAAGCCAUAGAACUGAGCAAAGCGAAAUUGAAACAUUGGCAUCUCAUAACGAAGACUCAAUAGAUGAGCCGUUGCUUAGUCCUUAUUUAUAUCCUUCCACCCCAGUUUCAAAAAAGGAAUCAAAAAUUCAAUUUUCCCCUUCUCCUCAGAAAUAUAUGAGCCCAUCUAAAUCCUCAGACCAAAUACUUCAUAGGGUUUCUGCUUUUGAUUUAAGACUUCACCAAUGUGAUAGCCCAAUUUCUCGAGGAGAAAAUUCUGCAGAUAUAUCAAGAAAUGAAGAAAUUGAGUCAUAUGAUUCAGAUUCAUGCCAAGAUGCCAUAUUUUUCAAUGAAGAAUUAGAGAUAACGCCAACUGCUCCAAUACAAAUAGACGAGGAUCCAGAAAAAACAGAAUCAAGAAAUUCUCCUGUCUUAUUUUUAGCGACUAAUGACCCGACACCUUAUUUGCCUGGAUAUAGCUCAAAUUCGCCUGAAACCAAAAUGAAUGAAGUUUACUCAAGGCCUUAUACUUCUUCUUUUGAUGAUAGAGAGAGCAAAGCCAAACUGCCAGUUGUGGAAGAAAUUCCCAAUAAAUUUACAUCAAAUGCUGUUCAUUAUGAAGCUAAAGAAGAGCUUAAUGAGCAUAUUGAUACCGAAGAAAGUAUCAGGACAGAGGAUUCUUUUGUAGGUGGAUUCAUACGUUUACCUCCAAAAUCAGGCCAAUCUACAUCAAGAGGCGAUUUUAUUUCACCAGUUGUAUAUACAUCAAGAGAUAUUAUGGCAGAAUGGGACAUACAGUCAUCUUCGAAUAAUUUCCAGUUACAAAGCAACGAAGGGGAGUUUCCAUCUUUUUCGAAAAAUAAUCCAGCUGUUCCUUGCAGCAUUUUCCCUAUUAUCGAUGAAGAGCCUUCACAGCAUAAAAAGAGGAAGAAUAAAGAAAGACCUCCUACAUAUAAAACUGCGCAUUUCUUGAAGCAGGGUACAAUUGAUAUUUACAGUGCUCAUCACAAAGUUGCUGAAGGGUUUAGCAAGCCUCGGUCAAAAUCUCACACAGGGAGAGAUAAAAGGCACCAUUCCAAUGAGAGAACUUCCCAGCCCCCUUCCACUAGUAAUAGAGAAAAUUUAGAUUUCAUCGUAAACUUGACUAAAAAGCAGCUGCAAGAAAGACUGAAGAGAAGAACUGGCAAAAAAAUUGAUGAAGAAGAGCUAGCUGAAUUCCCAAUGCCUCCAGAAGAACCAAUCUCAGUUGAUAAAAAAGUUUUCAAAAAAAAAUCUACCCGAAAACUCCUCAAAAAUGUAGACAUGCUCAUAAAUGGCAAAGAAAAUGUGCAACAAGCUGAAGACCUAGAAAAAUUAAAAUCAAUGCUGGAAGUCCGUCAAAACUUCAAAAGAAAGUAUAGCAUCUCCAAAAACAACCCUUAUUCACAAAAAAUUCCUUUAGAUUUCCUCAAUGAAAGAGAGAUAGAAGAAAUUAGGCUCCACGAUGAAGAAUUUAUGAGAAAACAAGAGCUGAAAAUGAAAGCUAUUUCUUCUAUUUAUGCCAAUUCAAGACCAUCUACUAGAUCUCCAAAAUAUAGAAGAGGCACCAAAACUGCUGAGCCAACCCAACAGUUAUCGCCUUCAAAAUCCGACAAUUUGAUCCCCAAAAUGAAUAGAUUAUUAUAG
Blepharisma stoltei is the source of this 2969-nucleotide messenger RNA. The record is from the annotation of a GenBank genome assembly. Lineage: Eukaryota; Ciliophora; Heterotrichea; Heterotrichida; Blepharismidae.